AUGAAGGAUGAGCAUGAGAAGAAACGAGCAGCGAAGUUGUCCGAGCGUUUAAAAAGAAAGAAGAAUUGUGUAUUGAUUCUUGAUGAUGUGUGGGAGCGUCUUGAUCUUGAAGAGGUGGGAAUCCCUGUGAGAGCAGAUGGAUUUAAGUUGGUCUUAACCACUCGAUCCUUUAAUGUGUGCCGCCAGAUGCUAUGUCAACAGAAGAUAAAAAUCGAACCUCUAUCUGAAAAAGAAGCCGAGGGUUUAUUUUUGAAGGAGCUUGGAUCCGAAGUGACACUUAAUUUGGAAAUUGAAGCAAUUGUAAAGUCCAUUGUUAAAGAAUGUGCAGGCUUGCCGAUUGGAGUAAUCACGAUGGCAAGAAGCAUGCGAGAAGUGACCGAAGUGUCUGAAUGGAGUGAUUCCUUGGUGAAAUUGAGAGAUUCAAGUAUAGGGCAAACCGAUAUGCAGAACAGGGUGUUAAUGAAGCUGAAAUUCAGUUAUGAUCGGCUUGGUAAGCCUGAUGUCCAACAGUGUUUCUUAUCUUGUGCGCUUUAUCCUGAAGAUAAGUUGAUCAACAAGUUCAAGUUAGUAGAAUUAUUUAUUGACCAAGGAUUGAUUGGUGGAUUGAGUACGAGGAAGGAACAAUAUGAUAGAGGCCUCUCCAUCUUGAACGAACUAGAAAAUGUUUGCUUAUUGGAAAAUCAUUGGGGGCAGGUGAAGAUGCACGAUUUAAUUAGAGACAUGGCAUUACUCAUCAUGAGUGCGACUUCCAUUGUAAAAGCAGGAAAGUGGUUGAGGAGAAUUCCGCCUGAGGAAUAUUGGACGGAUGUUUUGGAGAAAGUUUCUCUAAUGGAAAAUAACAUUAGAGAAUUUCCAUUGAACUUCUCACCAAGUUGCCCUAAGCUAUCAACACUUCUAUUGGAUUAUGGCUUGUCACGUGAUUCGGUCAUCCCUGAUUGUUUCUUUGAAAAAUUAUGGGGGCUGAAGGUUCUAAAUUUGAGUGGAUAUAAUAUGUCGGAACUUCCAAAUUCCAUGUCAGACUUGGUAAACUUGAGAGCACUAUUGCUAAGAGAUUGUAGGGAAUUGCGCCGUAUUCCUUAUCUAGGGAAGCUCACGUCUUUAAGAAAGUUGGACGCUAGUGGCUGUGAGAGUCUGGAAGUGCUCGAGGGCUUGGAAAUGUUGGUGAACUUGAGAUACCUUGACCUUACCGAAACAAGUAUUGAGAGAUUGCCCAAAGGAACACUGGACCAUUUGCUAAACUUGCAAUGUCUUGAAGUUUCAGCGGUAAAUGAAGAAGACAUUACAAAAUUGGGGGCAUUGGAGACAGUCGGAUGCUACCCUCAAAAUGCGGAUGAUUUCAACAAGUGUGUGAGGGUUAUUGAGCAGAGUGAUAACCCUCGCUAUUACAACCUCAUCGUGAAUCUAGGAAUCUCAGAGUUUGUUGCGGAAGUAAGUGAUGAUGCUCGAUUUGGGAAUCUGGAGAGGAGUGUCAAAAUUGAGGAGUGGGGUCAUGCUAUUGUGAGCGUGGGAGGGGAAUACACCGGCAUUUUUAUUUUGAUUCCCCGAGAUGUGCAGACAAUGACAAUGACAAAAUGCAACGGUAUAACAAAUUUGCCCGGCAUGGGUCGGCUUGAAUACCUUGAGGGGCCAGAAAUAGGAGAACGGAUGAACUUAGUGGUGCUCCGUGGAGGACCUGAUGAAGUAAUCGACAUCCAUGACUCCCCUGCCACAGCCCCUACCCCUCUCUUCUUCUCAAGCCUUAGGGUUUUGAAAAUAGAAGAAUGUCCGAAACUGAAGUAUCUCUUUGUGCACGAUUCUAAAUCCAACCUUCCGCAUCUACAAAAGAUUGAAAUAUCUGAUUGUGAGGAAAUGGUGGGGAUAAUAGCAGCAGUUACAUCCCCACCACCACAUCUGCUCCCAUUUUUCCCAAGUCUGGAAGAGAUUUCUGUUGACUGCUGUGAUAAAAUGAAGAGAGUGGUGGAAUCCGAGUGGAUGCCCCACUUCCCUAAUCUGAGAAUAAUUAAAGUACUUGGUUGUGGCAAGAUGGAGGAGAUAAUCGGAGAUCCUCCCCCAUGCUUGCCAGUUGAAGAGAUUUCUCUCAAAUUUCUUGACGUAGAUGAAUGUGAUAACAUGAGAAAGCUGUUUUCACAUGAGUGGCUGCUCCAUCUUCGAAAUCUUCAAAGUAUUGAGGUUACAUGGUGUGUAGGAAUGGUGGAGAUGAUAAGCGGAGCGGGACAAGGCCAAGAAGGAAGCACAAUGACUCCUGUAAACAACAUCCCUUCAUCCUUCCAGCCUUCAAUUUCUCUCCCGAAGCUGGAGCGGUUGGAGCUAUACAUUCUACCCCAGCUGAAGAGCAUAUGCAAAGUCCCAAUAAGCUGCGAUUCCAUGAAAGAAUUGGUAGUUGACGAUUGUCCAGAACUGAAGGAGAUUCCUUUGCGACUGCAAUUGUGUGGAAUUGAGGAGCUUCCGCAUGUUUAUGUGGAACAUGAGGAAAAGUGGAAGACGCUAAUGUGGGAUCAUCCGAAUGCUCAGGCUAUUCUUCAACCUUAUCUCCGAAAUGGGAAACAUGCUAAAUAUCCUUUUUGGUGGGAGGGGACGAGUCCUCCAAAUGCUAUAGAAUUGGACGCCAGAGAAAGGUUAUCCCAUGACUCUGCUCUUGAAGAAAGCCCUGCUGCUCGGCCAUGCUUUCCUGCAAAGUUGACUCAAUCGCAUGUUUUAUUGACUACUGGAAAUGAGUCGAUCUGGUCGACAUUUCAGAUGGAGAACUCUACAGCUUCAGCUCAAGUUGCUGAAAGAUCAGAGCAGUUACCACUGGCAAGUCAAUGGCAAAAAGGCCAGCUUAUUGGACGUGGCACUUUCGGAAGUGUUUACAUUACAAGCAACCAGGAACUAAAGGGAGCUAAUUUAUUUGUGGAUGCAUCUGGGAUAUUCAAACUUGCUGACUUUGGGAUUGCUAAACAUCUAACUGGACAAGCAGCUUACUGCUCUUUGAAGGGAAGUCUAAAUUGGAUGGCUCCAGAGCUCAUACAGUCCUUGGUGGCGAAUAAUUACAGCACGGAUCUCGAUCGUACUGCUGACAUGUGGAGUUUGGGACAUACUAUUACCAAAAUGAUAACUGGGAAACCUCCUUGGAGUGAGUGUGAGCAGGCUCAAGCUAUAUUUAAGGUGAUAGCGAAGUUCUUUAGCAAUACCUAA
This is a messenger RNA of Eucalyptus grandis, 3174 nucleotides long. RefSeq names its product disease resistance protein SUMM2-like. Gene Ontology annotation, molecular function: protein kinase activity; ADP binding; ATP binding. The transcript is spliced from 8 exons. Gene Ontology annotation, biological process: protein phosphorylation. NCBI's taxonomy places the organism in Eukaryota, Viridiplantae, Streptophyta, Magnoliopsida, Myrtales, Myrtaceae. The record is from RefSeq and is a predicted model, not a curated record. Bases 1 to 3174 code for a protein of 1057 amino acids.